Messenger RNA from Fusarium subglutinans, 576 nucleotides. RefSeq lists its product as uncharacterized. The record is from RefSeq and is a predicted model, not a curated record. Bases 1 to 576 code for a protein of 191 amino acids. The transcript has a single exon. Lineage: Eukaryota; Fungi; Ascomycota; Sordariomycetes; Hypocreales; Nectriaceae.
AUGCAAUCAGCACAAGAUCGACCAUCGUCUCCCGCUUACAGAGCGGAACCACCAGCGUAUACGGCUGAGCGACCAGAGCACAUGGCUGGACCACCAGCCUUCAUGGCACGCAGACGCGCAGCUACCUUCUUCACCCCAAACGGCCGCAGAGACUUCGUCGUGGAGCAUCUGCGACUGGAUCCCCUCACGGCCGCGAUGUACGAGCAGGCCAUCCAUGAUGGGACCCAUAUGAUCGGCCGACAAGGCUAUGGUGAGCUCUGCAAGACACGCCAGUAUGAUCUAGACUACUGGGUAGCUAAAGAGCGAGGCGAGGACCCUGCCUUUGUGAAGAAAGUAGGCACUUCUGUAAUGGUUCCAAGUGGAUAUUUGACCUAUUUAGAAGAGCUUAGCAAGGCUAGAAGACGUGGGGAGAUCGAGCGGGAGAUCGUUGUCCUUCAGGAGAAGGCUCAACAUAAGCACUAUUGGGGACUAAACGGAAUCAUGCGAUCCAACUGUCUGUACGCAAUCGACAGACUGGAGAAGGAGCUUGUCGAGAUUCAAGCUAUUGGUGGGCGCCGGAGUCUUAACAGCUGGUGA